Molecule: messenger RNA, 4057 nt
Organism: Betta splendens (Siamese fighting fish)
Lineage: Eukaryota; Metazoa; Chordata; Actinopteri; Anabantiformes; Osphronemidae
Gene: stk39
Product: serine threonine kinase 39
Exons: 18
Coding region: 1217-2734 (505 amino acids)
Biological process (GO): protein phosphorylation
Molecular function (GO): protein serine/threonine kinase activity; ATP binding
Source: RefSeq, a predicted model, not a curated record
ACAAAAUGACACACAACAGCUGUGAGCAUAAAGACUGCCUUGGUAAAUUGUGCCACCUACUGACAGUCUAAAUGUCUGGGACAGAUGUCCUUUAAAAAUAAAAUAAUAAAUCAUCGCUACUUGUAUGUGAAUAUUUUCACCGCUUAACUUAGAAAAUAUAUAUUCUAACAAAGAGCUAAAUAUGACGUUUUGGUAUCAGCAACCCAAACUCCACGUUGAUCAUGAGGAGGAAGCAUGUUGGCAUUUUUACCUUUAAAAUAAAACAAAAACAGAUUCAUUUAUUUUGGGAAAAUGAGCUAAUAGUUCAACAACGACAACGAAACUGUAAGUUUAAAUUAAAAAGUUGGUUCAGUGAAUAUUAUCUAUUAAUAAUGGACAAUGUGACGAUGUGAUGGCGCCAUCUACUGGCCACAGAUAUUAGUACCUCUGAUUGUUAGUGCAAGUCACCCAUACUAUUCGUCACAAUAAAUCGUCAUGUACGUGUCACUGUGUCACAUUAACGACAAGUAAUUUUAUCUGAUUAAUCUGUCAAACAGUAUUUUCCCUAUAUUGCCUUAAAUACCUAAUUGGCUGUCUGCUCGUCUUUUGAUAUGACUUUAAUUAGGCCUAAGGUCUUCCUGUGUCUGACGUGUGCGUGCGUGAGGUGUGCGCGCGCACUUGUGCGUGGUUCGUUACUUUCCGGGUUUGCUCGUCGUUGGUGCUGCAGCUGCAGAUAGAAAUACGCGUAAUAGAGCAACACACAGACCGAUGCUUCUGUUCGUGGUGGCGGUGCGUCAGAGCAGCGGGCAAACUGGUACUGGAGGUUUAUCCACAUAUCAAGUCAGAAAAAUAUGUUUCAAACACUUUAUAAAAUUGGUGGUAGUUAAAUAUUUUGGCUUUUCAUACAUGCAUUUCAUUUUGAAGCCACAUUAUUUUACACGUACAUUGGUUUCCUUGCCUUAGUAUGAGUUAGCCAGCAUUUAAUUAGCUUUAAGAUAUAUUGUUUAUAAUUGUUAGCAACAUGGCGGCGGCAGAGACGUUUUCCCCGGCCGGAUGUCACGUCUAUGUGUCAAUUUCUAUGCUCGCUGCCAGCUGACACUUGUACCAAGGAGGUGAGGUCAAAUUUGACUCUCUCUCUCCCUCGCUCGCUCUCUCGCGCGCGCCGUGUGUCUGUUCGUCUGUGUGCGAAAGAGAGAGAGAGAGAGAGAGAAGCUGCUGGCGCAUCAUCAUCCUCAUCAUGGCGGAUCAAGGCGAACCUCCGGCUCCCGGCCACCACCCGCAGCCGGCGCUGACACCCAGCUGGCCGAUUACCAGGGAGUCGUACGAGCUGCAGGAAGUCAUAGGCAGCGGGGCCACAGCUGUGGUGCAGGCAGCCCUCUGUACCCCCAGACAGGAGCGCGUCGCCAUAAAGAGGAUCAACCUGGAAAAAUGCCAGACUAGCAUGGAUGAGCUUUUGAAAGAAAUUCAAGCGAUGAGCCAGUGCAACCACCCCAACAUCGUCACCUACUACACCUCCUUUGUCGUUAAGGAUGAACUCUGGUUAGUCAUGAAGCUUCUGAGCGGCGGUUCCAUGUUGGAUAUAAUUAAGCACAUAAGUAAAGAAGAGGACAAAAAUCGAGCUCUAGAUGAGCCUAUUAUUGCUUCAAUAUUGAAGGAAGUGCUGGAGGGCCUGGACUAUCUGCACAGAAAUGGACAGAUUCACCGGGAUGUGAAAGCUGGGAACAUACUGUUGGGGGAGGAUGGCUCUGUUCAGAUUGCAGAUUUUGGAGUAAGCGCGUUCCUCGCCACCGGUGGGGACAUGACUAGGAAUAAAGUACGGAAGACCUUUGUGGGCACCCCCUGCUGGAUGGCGCCAGAGGUUAUGGAACAAGUUCGAGGCUACGAUUUCAAAGCGGAUAUAUGGAGCUUUGGCAUAACUGCCAUAGAGCUGGCGACAGGCUCCGCCCCCUACCACCGCUACCCUCCCAUGAAGGUUCUAAUGCUCACCCUGCAGAAUGAUCCACCCACUCUAGAGACUGGCGUAGAAGACAAGGAACUAAUAAAGAAAUAUGGGAAAUCAUUUAGAAAGCUAAUAAAUAUGUGCCUUCAGAAGGAUCCCGCCAAAAGGCCUACAGCUGCAGAGCUUUUGAAGUGUAAAUUCAUCCAGAAGGCCAAGAAUAAAGAACAUCUGGUUGAAAAGCUUUUGUCUCGUGCCCCAAAGAUUGCCCAGAGAGCUAAGAAGGUACGGAGGGUCCCAGGCUCCAGCGGGCACCUGCACAAGACGGAGGACGGCGACUGGGAGUGGAGCGACGACGAGCUGGACGAGGGCAGCGAGGAGGGGCAGGCGGCGGUGAAUCAGGGCCGGUCACGAAGGAUCAAAGAUGAGCUCAAAGAUAAUGAGGAGAAUGCCAACAAUGUCCCCAUUGAAGGCUUGUCUAUUCAGCAUCCCCAGGUUGAACCAUAUGAGUCCACGUCCUACAUUCAAGGCGCGGUGAACAUGGUACUGCGGUUGAGAAACUCCAGAAAGGAGCUGAAUGACAUCCGGUUUGAAUUCACUCCUGGCCGAGACACCGCUGAUGGUGUUUCCCAGGAGUUGUUCUCCGCGGGUCUAGUCAACGGCCUCGAUGUCGUUAUUGUUGCUGCCAACCUUCAGAAGAUUGUAGAUGACCCAACUACAUACAAAGUGUUGACCUUUAAGCUGGCGUCCAGCUGCGACGACGGCGAGAUCCCGGACGAGGUGAAGCUGAUUGGCUUUGCACAGCUGAGCGUUAGUUGAUGUUCUCUCGGACGCCUGAAGCAGGCGAGACGGGGUCGAGAGUUCAGGGCGGACAGACUGAGGAACACAUCAGCACUUCCUGCAACAUCUUUCACAGCAGCUCCCGCUGAAGGCUCCCUCCCUGACACCCCCCCCCCCCCCCCCCAGGCUAAACUGUGCCAUGGCCCCACCUGCAGUCUGCCACCGUAGCACACGACCCCCUGCUUACUGCCCUUAGAAACAUUCCACCGUCCAAAGCACAGAUCUGGAUCGAAGACAAAGCCCAGGUACCUAACGAUGCUCUCAGGUGGUGAAGGAGGCUAUGACGUAGCUUUGAAUGUGUUAUUUAUUAUUUGUUUUACUCUAUGUUAUUUUACUUCACGUUACCUCUUUAUUCGGCAAAACUCAUUAUUUAUUAAAAUGAGAAAAUAAUUUUUGUUUUUCUUUCUUUCACUGUGUUGUUUUAACACAGUGGAAAGAAAUUAGUUUUGACUCCUGCAUGACAACCCCCCGAUUUCAGAUGUUUAUCUGAGGUUUUGUCAGAAUGUAUGACUUGGUUAAUUUAUGGGGAAAAGCACAUUUUCAUAAUAACAGCGAAUGUAUAAAAGCAUAAUGUAUUUUUUUUCUUAGUCAAGCCUUGUUUUGCAUUGACAAGAAGGGAACUCUUUGACUGAGUGUGCAGAAGAAAAACGAGACCUGGGUGCUACUGUGUGUAAUUUGCUGCUCUCAACAGUGUUAAUGCUUCAAAAUGCUAGAGGUGCCUUGUUCUUUUUCUGUGCCUAAGAACGUAGCGUUUGAGACCCGCUGAUAUCCAUUUCACAAAUGUACGACCCCCAGCGAUGACGCAGCUCCGGCGAGUUCACCCUAACGAGACGCGCCGCAAUGCACUUUUGGGCCGAGCGCACGGACGCUCAGGCCCCGGAAGACAAGUUAACUGUACGUGCUUUCAUCACCAGACGCGUGAAAUAUAACUGCACCUGUGCUCAUGUAAUCCACGCUGGUUAGUGUUUGAAGAUGCCAGACUAAUGGGCCAACGGCAGCAGCGGAAGCGUCUUAGGCGCUAAAUGUACUGUGCGACAGGAUGAAACCAAAUCUGUUGAAACGGCGAUGAGCCAUUUAUUUGUCCAAUCAAGUCCAGUAGCUCCAAAUGAUUUUUAAGUAUUGAGGUGGUAAAAAGUAACUUUUACUAAAUGCUUUAUUUUAUGAAGUAACUUAUUGUGUUUUCUAUGUACAGUAUGUGGACCAUUUCAACAUACAGUAGUAGCCCUGUUCCCUCUGUAAUCGGCUGAUGUCACAUUUCUGACAAGGUGCAACAAAUAAAAACUUGCUAUUAUUAUUAAUAAA